This is a messenger RNA of Poecilia reticulata (guppy), 2906 nucleotides long. Lineage: Eukaryota; Metazoa; Chordata; Actinopteri; Cyprinodontiformes; Poeciliidae. The record is from RefSeq and is a predicted model, not a curated record.
AUGGAUUUUUAUGUUGUGGUUUAUCUUAAUGUGGAAAAUGUGUUGAACGCCGAGGGAACCGGACUGGUCACUGCUCUGAGAGUUCUCUAUCACAUCACCUGUCCACCUCCUGCUGUUGAAGGUCAGCAGAGGGAUCUGAAGUGGAGCCUCGCCGGCGUCCAGCUGUUCUCCGGCGAGGGUCUGGACACAUGCGUGCGCGUCCUCCAGAAGCUGUGCAGCGUGCUGCUGCAGCCGUGGCGCGUUCACGGGCACAUGGGUCCGACGCCGCAGCGCUGCAUGAUCCUGAGCGUGUGCAUCAGCACGCUCAGGCUGCUGCGCACCAUGCUGACGGAGCUGCUCCGCGGCGGGGCCUUCCAGUUCAGGGACACGCGCGUGGCCAACGUUCUGGUGACACUGCACAUGAUGGUGUGCUCCAUUCCGGCGUCUGGGCGCCUGGACGGCGAGGAGACAAGAGUGCAGGCGCUCAUCGUGGAUGUGCUGCUCACCUUCACGCAGGGCGUCAGCGAAGAGGUCACUCACACAGAGGAGACUCUGGCCAGCAACACCUGGUCUCUGAUGCUCAAGGAAGUCUUGAAUUCCCUUUUGAAAGCUCCUGAAGGUUUGUUCUCCGGCCUGACGCUGCUGUCCGAACUUCUGCCUCUUCCUCUGCCGAUGCAGAGCACUCAGGCGUUAUCAGUCCAGGACGUUGCUAUCGCCUUAAACACCAGGAAGCUGUGGAGCAUGCACAUCCGGGUCCAGUGGAAGGUCCUGUCGGAGGUGCUGAGGUGUGUGUGCUCCACCAGCUGCCCGCCUCUCCUGACCAUGCUGAGGAGGGUCUGCGUCCAGCUGGCUGACCUGUCCUCGCCCACCGCAACGCUCGUCAUGAAGACGGUGUUGGAGCUGCUGUCCGAGGAGCUGCAGCCGGCCGAGGGGAAAAGUGUUUGCUGGGGUCAAGUCCUGCGUCUGCUUUCGCUGCUGGACACUCUGGUGUCCCAGAGGGCUUGCAAGAGCUCCACCCUUCACCUGCUGUCCGGCUCCGUCUCUGGAGACGAACAGGUGGCGGACCUGUUUCCUCUGCUUCUGUCUCUGCUGGUGCCCCCAGCUGGUCACUCGCUGCAACAGCAGCAGUGCAGUGUGUUAGUGGGGACAAUACUGCAGUCACUGUGUGACCAGGACAUUUCUCUGGUGGUGCCGCCACCUGGUGAGGGCUGCGUGUCGGAGGCUGAGCAGCUGGCUAAUGCACUUCCAGGCCGAGACAUGAUGUCCUCGGUGUGUAAUUCCCUGUUAGAGGUUUUAGGGAAUAAAGAGGCCAGCAUCCCUCUGCUCCUCACCUGCAUCAGGACGUUGACUUUCCUCACAGAGCACGACUACGGAAUCUACCACCUCAAAGUCACUUUGAGGAAACAUGGCUCAGAGGUGUGUUCGCUGCUGAAAAGGCUGGUGGUUUCCUUCAACAAGGACUCGACGGAUCUGAUUUCAGCUCUGCUUGACUUUCUGAGGCAAAUCCUAAACACGGAAACAACGUGUGCAGAGGAAGGCCAGGGCUCCAGCGAGGAACCUGCCUGCGUUGCUCCACGCUUGCUGUCGAGCUCAGAGAUGAAAUCUCUGCUGCAGUUUGAAGACUCAGAGUCACAUCCGCUAAUGGCCUUAGAGAAGCUAAUCACGAAAUUAUGUAAAGAAGACGACUCUCUGGAAACCAUGAUGGAGAACGUGAUCGUCCUGAAGCAGUCGCUGGAGACGGCCACAGAAAGUCCUCCGCCGUCAGAAACCGAACCCGUUCUGCCCGCACCCGAAACGUUGGCAGCCCAGUUCAACCACAGGACGGUGUUUAUUCUGUCAGAAGCUCUGGAUGAGCAGCUCAAAGCUCUCUGGUUCUCUCCUUUCCAAACUGAUGACAUAGAAACAGAUCUGGACAUGGUGAAGGUGGAUCUGGUUGGCUUGGCUCAGGAGUGCUGUCCGGAGCUGGACCUGAAGGCCGAGCUGGAGCGCUCCUUCCUCUCUGAGCCGUCCUCUCCCGGUCACACGAAGGUCGCCAAAGGUUUCCGACUGGGCAAACACAAACACGAGACGUUCAUCACAUCCAGCGGUAAAUCCGACUACAUCGAACCUGCUAAAAGAGCCCACAUCCUUCCGGCGCCGCGCGGCCGUGGAGGCCGAGGAGGGUUUGGUCAGAACGUCGCCCGGCCCCAUGAUAUUUUCCGCCUGCGCAAACAGAACACCUCCCGCCCUCCCAGUAUGCAUGUGGACGACUUUGUGGCAGCGGAGUUUAAAGACAUUGCUAACCCACUUGGGAUUCUGCCUCCCAAACGUCUGCCAAAAAGCGCUCCCAAGCCCCCCACCAGAGGGCUGUUUACUGGCAACAGAGGAAGAGCGGCCUUUCACAGCCAAACUCGCUUUUUCACCCCACCGCAGCCUAAAGGUGUUCUGCUAUCAGGUAACUACGCUCGGAGAGAGGGAGGCCGGGGGUCGUCAUGGAGCGGCCAGGUUCCUGCUGUGACCCACAGAGGAACCUACAGUGAACCCCGCGGAGGUCAGAGCAACUUCGCCCGAGGACCUCUGCCCUCCCGACAGCUGCCUGCGAGUGCUUAUCGGCUGGCCAUUCGGGAUCGAGCCCCGCGGGGCCGGGGAGGUACGGGACUGUCGUGGCUCGGUGCAGGGGGAGGUGCCGGCGCCGCAGGAGGAGGAGGAGGACGGGGGUCUCAAGGGAGCAAGUUCAGUGGCGGGGGAGGCAGUGGAGGUGGGAGAGGCAGACAUGUGCGCUCUUUCACCAGGUAAAUCCACCUGGGCAGUGACUUCAGCCUCUCGUGGGCUACAAACGGACCAAUCAGGAUUCAUGUUUGCCGUAUCCAUGGAAACGUCUUGGCUUUGGUGUCACGACUUUGUUGAGAUGUUUUUUUGUUUUGUUACAGAAUAAAGUUGGCAGUGAC